AUGGUUGAGGGUGAAUCAAGCAAUGCAAGAGAGAAAGGCUUAAGAUGCAAGCCGAUUUGGAGAGAUGAUCAGAGGAUGGAAGAGUCUGAUGCAGAGGAUAUUGAGAGUGAGCAAGGGGAGUUUGAGAUUGGAGUGAACCUUGUUCAAGAGGAGGGAAAUGGUUCUCCAAAUGAAGAAGGAGUGAGGACUGAGAGUGAAGAGGAAGGAGAAGAGGUGAACCAAUUGGUUGAUGAAGAUGACAAGAGGGGAACCAAGAUGAGCCAAUGGAAGAGGCUGAGGCAGAGCAAGAGGAGGAUGAGCUCCCCAUGUACCAAGAGCACUACAAUGCUCUCUUCUCCAUGGACUUUGUGGAGACCAAGUACCCACAUGAUGACACAUGAAGGACCUUGGAUCUUUGAGGAUGUGGAGUUGGUGCUCAAGAACAUGCAAUUGGGGAAGUUCUUCUCUCACCGCAUGGAGUCUUACAAGGAGUUGACUUGUGAGUUUUUGGCGUCGAUGAAGCAUCACGAGUUUGAUGAGCUCGAUCGAGCUGAGUUGGACCAAGGCUGGGGGUACAUAACUUUCUUGGCAAAGGGAGAGAAGAAGAUGGUGACCUUUAGGCAGCUUGAGAUACUGUUUGGGUUCACCUAUGGAGAAGGUAACCAUGGAACAUCAAGGAAAAGAACUCCAAAGGUAUGGGCUGAAGAGGUACUCUUCCUCAAGGUCCAAGGCUGCCCAGAUCAGAAGUCCUGUGCUUAG
This is a messenger RNA of Microthlaspi erraticum, 738 nucleotides long. NCBI's taxonomy places the organism in Eukaryota, Viridiplantae, Streptophyta, Magnoliopsida, Brassicales, Brassicaceae. The record is from the annotation of a GenBank genome assembly.